This is a messenger RNA of Amoebophrya sp. A25, 5261 nucleotides long. The record is from the annotation of a GenBank genome assembly. Lineage: Eukaryota; Dinophyceae; Syndiniales; Amoebophryaceae.
CAUGGCACAAUCGGUGUGGUUCUCAUGUACUUCCUGUGAGCCUCGCAAACAAACUCGUAUUUCGGUACGGCUCCUUUUCCUGUUCGGGAAACAAGCCACCAACGCCGACGAGAGUUUUUUUUUGUGUAUUUUGUUGACCACUUCGUUAACUCCGGACUGCAUUAGGUCAGAUCGUUGUGAUGCAUCGGUUUUUGGAAGGUUUUCUGCAACGUUAUUCGCAUGAAUUUGUUACCGACCAGAGCUGUGCUCGGUGGAAAGGUUCAAAGGAUCGGACUGAGCGCUUUCACAUAGUACUUGUGACAUUCGCAAUCAGAAGAUAGUGAAUGUGGAUCCCAUUUCCCGACUGCCUCCUGCGCCUGUUUCACUUUGGGUAAAGGCAACCAUCCCCGGAUGUUAAUGUUCUUUGGUAAAUGAGUCCGCUUUUCACGUCACCUUGAAUGUAUUUUUUUCUUCAAGAACACGAAGACCGAGUUUGUCAUCUUCAAAUUGUGUGUUAGAGUUGAUUCUACCUGUAUUGGAGACUUGAGUACAAAAGAUGGAUUUCGAGUCUGGCAGCCACGACUGCUGCGUCGAAGAGGAGGAAUCGGACGAUUUCGAGGAUCCGUUUGAUAGGGCUUACUGUGAUGAGCUGGAGAUCGUCUCGGAUGAUGAUGAAGAAGGUGAUGAUGACGAGGAUGAGGAUGCUCUCUGUGUCUCGCCUCUGGUUAUUGAAGAGCGACGUCUGCAGCUUCUUCAAUCCGCUAGAGCACGUGCGUGCGGUGGUACAGGCGGGAGAAGAUUGCGCAACGCGUCAGGGCGACCAAUAUUCCGCGGUGACAGUUCUGAUCUACUCUUUUGCGAACCUUUGCACAAAGCACUAGCCGACAUCACAGCGAGCGCUGCGAAUGAUGCAGAUGAGGAUGAAAUACAAGGCGUAGGCAAAUGCCGACUCGCCUCAGACGUAAUCCGUUGGAUGAAAUCAUCCUUGAGAUACCAUGUUGCUUUUGGAUCCGAUUUGCCGGCUUUGAAACUUGAGCUUCGCGAUGAUGGUGCGACACCCAAUGAGGUGACUUCUCCUCCGAGAAAAAAGCAACGCGUGGCCACUUGCAAUGAUGUCGGAGCGUCAAAUACGUCUGUUUCAAAGGCCUUGACAAAAAGAAGCACUAGGGAACUGGCUUUACCACUGCAGCAAAAUGAUGUGCCAAUCUUGAAAACGAAAUUGGAAGAGCUCCAUAUCCAGAACAUGGACGAGGUACGAGGAGCGCUUCUCAGUUUCGCGCAGGACCGACUCAAGAAAGACGACUGGGGAAAGGCUGAGCGUGUCGAAAUAGCAAAGUUCCAUCUAUUUUCCAGAACAGCACGCGCGAAAGAUGACGAGGGUGAUACAUUUUCACACAGUUUAGGCGCGCAAUAUCUGCAGGCUCCGAAAGGAAAAAGUGAGAUAGCAGAUGCUGCCAGCUCUGCACCCUCGACGCCUAAACCGUCUGCACUAAAAGUUGGCUGCACAAGCAGCAGCAGGAGCGACGUUAUCGCGCGAGGCGAGGGAACCGAAUCGAAGAGGCGUAAGGUGGCGGGUCAGAGUGGCGACAGCAGCGGCGGUGAAGUGGCCGACAACAUCAAGAUCAACUCUGAGGUGUCGCUGGUAUCUGCAGGAGAGAGUGCGGGCUGCGUGGUAGAGCGAGUCGCAACGACUCCUACAAUCCAGGGUGACGAUGAGUGCCUGGCCCCUACGUCGAAUACUCUGAGCGGAGUUGAUAGACGCGGCACCGUAGCUGCGAAACCAACGCGUUCGUCCAUCGUGGCUCACAUCGUUCUGCUGCUGCCCAGUAAAGGAAGAGGCGAUAUUACGCUCACUGCGGCCGACGGGGCAACCUAUGAUGUGUGCGUUAGUGGUGAUAAGGUGCUCCUUCUAUGGGUCUACGGAAGAGAGUGCAAAUUCAACGUUGCGCAGACGGCAGAGACACCGACUUUAGCUGUUUCGUGGCGCGUUUUUGAGAACUCCGACAUGGCGAACUCUAAGCGACUGGAGCGUUCAUUGAGCUACCUCGGACACCAGAGUUUUUUUCCGCAAUUCUCGGCGUCUGAGCCACGGAUCUUCCUUGAAACUAGUGUCCCUAUCUCCGGUUGGUUUUUGCGCGGAAAUUACGGGUGUGACAACCAUAACAACAUCUUGCAGGCUGCUACUGCGGAUACCGCACCGGAUGACGACUCCCAACUCGUGAAAGCGCUUCAUGGUCUUCCCCCAUACUGUUUGGUAGCCACAGCUGAUGUUGUUCGAGAGAGUGCUGCUGCUUCGUCCUCCUUCUCUUUUGACGCAGGCUCUCUCCGCUUUGUCUCGAAGCUAAAUAUUUCGAACACGGAACAACCUGGUAUUGCCUCGCCAUAUGACAACGACGACGUGGAGAUACAAUUCGGUGGCGGUGACUCUGAGGUCGACCCCAGCGUGGUCAAGAGUAAUGCUUUGGUCAAACUCUCGAAGGAGCUGUGUCAGGCUGAUCCGCGGAAGGUGGUCCUUAACUUCGACGAUUGUGCUCGAAAUCAGACGAACUUUCCGUGUAAAUCUGAACAGAUGAGUGCUUCACAUUAUGAACACUCUGUUGAUCAUGAGCGGACUUGUGGAAGGAGAACUGCGAUACUCUUUUUUAAAACUGGAGACCUCUAUGAGUUUUUUCUUCGGUUUGGUGGUAUCGAAAACUUUGUGGAUCUUGAUAACGCGGAAAACCUCGAAAAGGUUGUGCGGAGCUGUCAAGCAAAUAGCUGUCUGCCGCCGAAGUCUGUGUGGGACCGCCUGUCGCAGCAUCCACACCUUUUCCCCACACUUGCUCCGACGGCUUUGAUUCCAGUGAUGCACCUACACCACUCUAGACGUAUGACAGUGUCCGGAAUGGAAUCGAAAACCGAUCUGGACGAUACAUUUAUGGAUGAAAGUGUCGCGCAGCAGGCAGACUAUGAAUAUUUGGUCGCUGUGGCGGAACGAGCUCUACGCGAUGUCCUUUCUCCUAGCGGAGAGUGCGGCUAUAGUACUCAACUACGCUUGGAAGAAACCCGACUGCGAGUAGGCGCGGUUUUGAGGUAUUUGCAAGCGGCCUUCUUUUGCGACUUCAAAUUCAACGACAUACGCCGCGCCAGUUCCACGGAACUCCGCAGUUCCUUCGCUUGUGUGCCAGAGGAUAGGCUGCACAGGGCUAAGGCAACAAGGCUCUCGUGGUCGCUGAUCGAACUUGGGCGCUCUAUUGUACAGACUGCAAGUCGUGAAGACGUCAUCGGUAUGGUGGCCAGAUACCUCGAUGACGUAGAUGAAGACAGCCAACGCGAGCGGUCCGAAGUAGCAGACGAUGACGUGGAUGCUUCACAGGAGGAGAGCGAUGCAUGUGCUGCAGUUGAAGAAAUUGAGCAAGAUUCGGUGAGCGUAGGUGGAGCUGCUGGUGAGCCUGUUUCGCCCGUGUCGUCGCAUGCAUCACUUGAGACGGCUCCUUCUCCCCGUGGUGCGGGUCAGUUCUGGACCAGGCACGAUAGUGCUGUUCUAGGCGCUAUCAUUAGCGCUGCAGUUGCUGCCGAAGACGGAGAGCCUCUCCAAGCUUGGGCGGAGCUGCGGUACAAACGGUUGCCGACCCCGGUAGGCGUGCAGGAGGGGUACAACUUGGAAGGUGACCUUUUUGCAGCGCACAACAUCAUCAUCGAUUGUUUGAUGGACCUGCGUCUACAACAUGACACGGAGGACGUUUUUUACGGGGAAGUGUGGGAUAGCGUGUCGCUAGUCAGCGGGAAAAUGGUUGGUGUUCUCAUCGCCCAUGCCGACACCGUGGGACUCGACUGGGAAGAGCUCGGUCCUGCUUUUGUUACGGUAUGCAUACCGGGAAAAGGGAAUUUGAGCCAGGACGGGCUUUUUCGAUAUUUGUCGAGUAUAUUUAAAGGCAUUUGUCAGGAGGCGCCUUCGGGUCUCUCCAAAUACGAGAAAAGUGACGCGGAUCCAACAACGACGAAUGGGGCGAGGGGAGCGGGUGCUUGGUUUGCGAGCAAGUUAAGGCCUUCGAUAAUCCAUUUGAUUUCCCUAUGAGUUUUAGCAAUUUUUUCUCUGCGAUAGGCAAGGCUAUAUCUAGGAGGAUACAGCACACCUCUAAACACGAUUCGUCUCAACAGAAUGUGUGCACGAUUGGUUGACUGCCUGUGCAAGAUCCUUGAUGAUGACGAUCGCGGAGUUGUACUUCUUUUACUCGAGGCAAUCGUGCAGAAAAUUGUGCGCAGAAAAAAGUACAAGGUAGAAGAGAUCGAUUUGCAUGAAAGAAAUAGUACUGGUAAUAUAGGACCACAAAGCGAAACGCUGCCGGGCUGCGCGACAGAAAAGGGAAGACGCAGCAAUUUUUUUCAUGCGCUGUAUAAGGCAUGCGACGACGCCUUACAUGCUUGCCCGACUUUACCCUUGCGCUGAAGAAAAUGUGUAUGCUGAGUAUUAGGUCAAAAGUAAAUUUUGGAGAAUACUUCAUUUAGCAUUGUGUCGUGAAGCUCAGAAUUGAUGUAGGACUAAUGUGGAAAUUUGAUGCUCAUUUUGAUAUACAAAGUAUAAUUCGAACUCUAUUUCUAGCGCUUUAGGCCUAGGUCCAGCAUCGCUCAGAGCACAUGCAGGAAUAUAGCCGGUUAGUUUUUCCUUGUCUUAGGCUAUUCCCUUGAGCCAACUUGUAAUGUAAUUUGAACUCUAUUUUUUAUACGCUGGAAAAGAAGACGAGGCGCAUACUUAUUAUGUUUACGCGAUUUACGGAAUUGGGGUUUCAGAUCUAAUUCCCUAACAUGUGUAUAGGGUGAAAAGGAAAACUUGAUGCCAAAAUCUCGUGAUAGACCAUCAUAGAAACUAUAGUCACCGAAUCUCAACAAAGAUAAUCAAUAGACUUCUGUUAUCGCAGCUCCAAGCUGGGCUUCCGAACGGAGUGGAUGGAUGGAACUCAAGUGGCACGCCAAUUUUAGGGAACAAAUCGAGACUUCUAGAAUGAGUAUUCAUAUUGUCCGCGUGCGCCUGGCGUGUAGAUACGUUGGCGCAGUCUGGGUCCUCUAUGACAUUCGCUGUCGGGCACGGAUGGCUUGAUACUAUCAACGCAAGAUGAUGACAGAGAUGACACUUUUACAGCUAAGAGGAUGAGUUAGAUUUUCACUUUCUACGGCCUACAGCUGCUAUGGCCGCUAGAAAUUCAAGGGGCCAAAGCUUCCGACUUCGAUUGCUUGUUGCGUUGAGAUUCGUUUCGUAUUUAAAUGCGUGUGAACAACUGGAGAGGAUGACCUCCUUGAAAAAA